This is a messenger RNA of Malania oleifera, 1400 nucleotides long. Its product is annotated as protein SODIUM POTASSIUM ROOT DEFECTIVE 3. The transcript is spliced from 3 exons. The record is from RefSeq and is a predicted model, not a curated record. Gene Ontology annotation, molecular function: metal ion binding. The coding region runs from base 276 to 1100 and encodes 274 amino acids. Lineage: Eukaryota; Viridiplantae; Streptophyta; Magnoliopsida; Santalales; Ximeniaceae.
CCCCACUUACGCAUCAACUGUUCCUAAGGAAAAAUGUUACCUAUAAGACGCACAAAACUUUCUCCUUGAUAGUCCCUCCACAGGCUUUGUAUGCACUUCUCUUCUUUCUCCAAAUACCAAAAUUACUCCAAGCUUCAAAACUCAAUACCCCUACUCUCUCUCUCUCUCUCUCUCUCUCUCUCUCUCUCUCUCUCUCUCUCACAUCAGAUGCAGAUUUUCUGAACUACUGUUUGGGCUAGCUCUUGGUUGUUUUUGUCCUAAUUAAGCAUUCAACAAUGAAAGGAAUUGACAUCUUCUGCGCAUCCCAAGCCUCAACAGCCAUAUAUGUGAGCACGGAACAGGGCUCCUCUUCCUCCGCCGCUUCGCGCUUCGGCGGCCCAGCAAUCGAUCGCUACAAUCCCAUCAUCAGAGACGAAAGAAGAAGUGGCGGCAGAGCCCUCGCCGCUCCCUGCUCUUCUUCUCAGUCGCCCAUCAAUCCUAAACCUCUCCAUCACCGCCACCAGCAGCACCACCACCACCAAAAGAAGACCAGAAAAUGCUCUGCCGCCAAAAAGAACUAUGCAAAACAGAGCGAUCGGCCGAAUAGUAGGAGUAAGAGUUGUUCUAAGCUGCCAAGUGAUUUGAUUAGGAAGAGAUUCGGUGCGUCUGCUCAUCUGUCAAGCCCUCUUGGCUCGUCUAGGAACCUGUUGAGCGAUGAACCUUUCUGCAAUGUGCUCUCAGAUUUUGACCAGGUUUUAACAUUGGUUCCUGUUGAACCCAAGAAGUCUCAGCCCAUUCUAAAGCAAGACGAAGCUCCUGCCUCUGCUUCUGCUUCUGCUUCUGAACCCUCUUCCUCUUCUUCAUCUCGUCCCUCAGACCAGCAGGUGGUGGUUCUGAGGGUGUCGCUGCACUGCAAAGGCUGCGAAGGAAAAGUGAGGAAACACAUAUCUAGGAUGGAAGGGGUGACAUCCUUCAAUAUAGACUUUGCAGCGAAGAAGGUGACAGUAAUUGGAGACGUGACGCCAAUGAGCGUCCUUGCCAGCAUCUCUAAGGUGAAGAAUGCACGGCUUUUGACCUCUGCAGUGCCAUCCACAUCGCCCUCUUCCAGCUUUGAAACUUAGAAGCAAGUUCACUGAUGAUCUGAAUCAAAUGCCCGAUCUAAUGUAAAUGCACUCCUACUUCACUGCCUCUUGUGUUGCCUUCUGGGAGUUCUUGAUUAUUGCAUUGCACCUAGCACUAGAGUCAAGCCCUUUGUACUUAUUAAAGUACUUUUUAUUUGUAUUUAUUAUGGUCAUUUAGUCUCGUUGGAGAAUGAUUAGACUGUUAAGCUAUGUUUGAGAUGAUAGAUUUCAUAUUUUGAAUUCGAAUUUGUGUGAAUUUAAAUAAGAUUCAAUAUAAUUUUGUAUUGUAUUCGGUUCAAA